AUGGACUUUUCACGAAAUCGAUUUAAGGAGGAGAAGGAGACUGAUGAGAACGAGGAAGCUCCAGAUAAUGAAGCAGUUGAUAUUGCUGAACCGGCGGAGUUAUCAUCUGAUGAUGAAGCAGCUUUCAUAAGCAGCGAUGAGGAGGAAUCAGACAGCGAAGAUGUUGACGAAGAACUUCCAGAUGGAGGAGUCGAAUCAGCUGCUGACUUGCUUUCACGCUUGAAAACUGAAUCCGAUACUGGAGGUGAUGAUUUUGAUGCCCUCAUGGCUGCUGAACUAAGAGAAAUGGACGACAAAGAAUUUGAAAACGACGUCGAGAAUUGUUGGACAAAGACAGUCAGCAACUCAUUUCGACGACAUAAACGACUCUAUUAUCGUGAGAAGAUGAAGUUAGCUAAUUAG
Molecule: messenger RNA, 402 nt
Organism: Cylicostephanus goldi
Lineage: Eukaryota; Metazoa; Nematoda; Chromadorea; Rhabditida; Strongylidae
Source: the annotation of a GenBank genome assembly